AUGGCUAUGUAUUAUUACGCAAGUAAACUGAAUGAAGCCUCAUGUAGUGGGUGCAAUAUGAAAGUGCCCCCAGCCCCCUCCGAGCCGGCCCCUGUGCCACCACCACCCACCGAUCUCGCUCCGCUACCACCAGACCCAUCUCUCCUGCAUGGAACGGGCCUUUCUUAUUAUGAUAAUGAUGAUUACUACUCAAUGGUGAGAGGUAACAAGUUCAUGUCUGAGAGUACAUGCAAACAUAUUGUAAUGAAUGGGGGAAUCAACUUUGUUUCUACUCAGAAAGUAGAAAAUCCACAGUUAUCAGCUGUGCUGCCAUCUGGUGUGAAGUCCUUAGCAACUCUGCCAUACAUGAACUGUGCAUCUGACAAGCCAGAGGUUGAGUACAGAGAUGGUCAGAUUGUGAGUGCCACUCUAGAGGCUCUGGUAGAUAUGCUGCGACCAGGGGCCAGCAAAGCAUUUACAUUCACAUUCCUACUAUGUUCACGGCUAUUUGUAAAACCACAUGAACUACUGAACAAGCUCUGCAAGCGCUACUUUAAAAGCUAUGAGAAAAUAGGAAAGUCAGAAAUGAAAGAUUUGGUAGAGAAAGAACUUGGUGACAUGAUAUCCCUCGUAAGGGUACUAAGUCAGUGGACCAGCAUGUUUCCUUACGAUUUUCGUGACGACAGGGUUAUGGCUCUUGUACGCAGUAUAACUCAAAGAUGUGCAGCAGAUCAUAUGACUUCAGUAAGAGUAGAGAUGUCUACGACACUGGAAAAACUGCUUGAUAAGUUGACUGCACUUGAACAAUAUGAAGAGACCUUAACUGAACCACCUCAGGUGUCGUCUUUGGACCAGUUGAUGCAGGGCGACAUUCUUACCCUCGGCCUCACUCCAGUCGAAUUGGCGAACCAGUUGACCAUUGUAGAGCUGCACAGGCUAUCCUUUGUUGGCCCUGAAGAGUUUGUGCAAACUUUUGCACCAACACAACCACCACAAUCUUCAUCAUCAUGUGGUAAAACCUCUAUCAGCUUACAUCACAUAGAAACUAAAAGCACGCGGAAUUUGGAAGCAUACGCUGAUUGGUUUAACAGACUCAGUUAUUUAGUGGCAACUGAUAUUAUAAAGGCUGUUAAAAGCAAAUACCGGGCUCGAGUGAUUGAACAGUGGGUGAUGACAGCCAGAGAGUGUUUCAAUCUUGGGAACUUUAACUCGCUCAUGGCCAUCAUAAGUGCAUUGAAUAUGUCACCAGUGACGCGACUUAAGAAGACGUGGAGCCGAACAUCAGCUGUAUGUGGUCAGCAACUGAGGCAGCUAGAACUUUGUGUCGAGCCUAGUGGAAAUCACGCAAGAUACCGCGCAGCAUUGGCCGCGGCACCCAGUGAGACAGCCGUGCCGUUACUCUCUGUAACAUGCCGAGAUCUACAUUUCGCUAACCAAGGCUCUCCCUCGAAGUUGCCUGGAAAUCGAGUGAACUUCGAGAAAUGUUUGCUGCUGGGUCGCUAUGUCAAUAUUCAGUUGGCUAGCCGACAACUGACCGUCGAGGGGACUCCAGUCACCUCACAUCCUUCUCCCCACAUCUCAGUGUGGCGCUUCCUUAACGAUAGACCUACACUUACUGAGAUUGCUCUGGAAAUCUUAUCGUUUGAGCGCGAGCCUCCGGUGGACCAUCAAGAAAAAGAGCGGUUGAAGCGCCUACGAGGCGCUACUUAA
This is a messenger RNA of Spodoptera littoralis (African cotton leafworm), 1689 nucleotides long. Lineage: Eukaryota; Metazoa; Arthropoda; Insecta; Lepidoptera; Noctuidae. The record is from the annotation of a GenBank genome assembly.